AUGGAAUGGAAUAAUUUCAGAGACUUCAGAAACUUUGUGCAUGUUGGAAAGGAGAUCCAGGCUGUGUGUGAUCAUCAGAGAAGGUUUAAAGAUUUAUUUGUAGGGUAUCCAGGAUCAGUUCAUGACAGUCGAGUUUUUCGGACUUCUCCUCUAAGUCAGACAUUAGAACAAAAAUGUGGGACCUAUUUUAUACUGGGAGACAGUGGAUACCCUCUUCAAAAAAAUCUGCUAACACCCUACAAAGAUCGAGGGACUCUAACUCAACAACAGAUAAAUUACAAUAUAAAGUUAUCUAAAAAUAGAUGCAUUAUUGAACAUUCUUUUGGUAUGCUGAAGCAAAAAUUCCGUCAACUCUAUCACAUCAAGUUACGGAAGAUACCAUUGAUAGUCCAUUUUGUAAGAGCAGUCUGUGUUCUCCAUAAUAUUUCUAUCAAGGAUGAACUUCCUGAUGCUAAUUUAAUAGAGACAAUCGAGGCUGAGAAUGCUGCAGUAGCCAUUGGUGAUGAUAAUGAGGAUAUAGAAGAUGAUGGUAGUGCUGUUGCUAUUAGGGACCACAUUGCAGCUAUAUUAUGAAGUGGGACAGCUAAUAAUUUCAUAAAAAUAUGGGUCCACAAAUGCUCCAUUUUUAUGAUAAAUGGUAGCUUUCCAUCUUUCACAGUUUAUUUUACAUUCAUCAAAAAACUGUGGGGGUAUUUGUAUGAAUAUUAAAAACUUGAGCAUCGAAUCUAUUCAAUCACAGGUUUUUGAUAAAUGUAAAAUAGAAAAUUAAAGGUGGAAAACAUUUAACACAUGCACACAUAUGAAUAGAGCAUGACUAGGUCCAUUGUCAUGUGAACUUUUCUUUACAUUUUACAAUAUUUUAUCUGACCUUAAAUGUCUGUCACUACAUUUUGUAACACCUUGUAUAAUAUCAUUUAAAUAGUUUGUGUUAAUUUUAAAGAAACUCAUGUGCAUAAUGAGGUGAAAGUAUUUAUUACUGCUUUGUAAAAUCUAUACAUGUACAUUUCUCUUGUUUUAUGUUGAUAGAUUGUCUUUUAUUGCAGUCUUUCCCCAAAUCACAAAUGUAUUUGUAGUGUUUAGGAUCUAAUAAAUGUGUUGCAUUAUAUGACUAUGUGUAUGAAUCAAG
Molecule: messenger RNA, 1126 nt
Organism: Acanthoscelides obtectus
Lineage: Eukaryota; Metazoa; Arthropoda; Insecta; Coleoptera; Chrysomelidae
Source: the annotation of a GenBank genome assembly